AUGGCACGUCGGCUCCGCUUGCAUUUCGCGUCAAGGAGAAGCAACACGGACCCCCUGUCAGAGAGCCUCAGCAGCCAUGGUGAGGAGAGUGGAGUUAAUGUGUCAGCUCACGGCCCCGCAGAGAGUCUGGCGCAGAGCUCCGUCCACUUGAAGGUGACUCCUCUGUCACCGGACUUUGCCAACAGUCAGUGCUCUUCAGUAUUCAUACCCAGGGUUAACACUGGAGGGUGUAAUAAGAAGAGCAUUCUGCAAAUCUCGCUGCAGCCCUGUGGGAAGCUCAGCGGAGAGCUGGAUGGCAGCAUAGAGGAUGGAGACCCCGGACUUAGUGAGGGCGGAGCAGGAGGCUCGUGCAACAGCAGCAUGGCCAGCGAUGCCGGAUACUGCAGCAGCAACAGCAUCUUUGAGCCAGAGGCUCCUGAAAAGCAAAGGACCAACCAGGAGAAGGGACAGCUCUGCUGCAAGUCCAAGGUCCCACUGCGACGGUGCUCCUCCCUGGUGAUAUUUCCAAAGAGCCCCUGCAGCACGCCACCUGCUUCCCCAGGAAGUCCCGUGGCUCUGCCGUCUCUACCGCCAGCCAAGGGGUCUUAUCAAUCAUCUCUUCAGACGUCUGCCAGUGAUUUCUCACAGGACAAUGACAGGGGGACUUGCAAAGGGUCCACCACCGCUGCAGUAGGUGGUCAUCGUCAGUCCAGCUGUUCAGCCGAGUUUAGAGACAUGAAACAUAUGGUGCACUUUAAUAUUCCUUUACAAGACGAACCAAAAGGUAAAACGGAGGACAGGAGUACUGUGAUGGAGCUGUCAUCAGUCCCAGACAGAUAUAAUCGUCACUCGAGCAGCGUGCUGCUGCAUUUUGCCCACCAGAGACCAAUGAUUUUGUCGAAGGGAAAUACAACCAGGGCUGCUGUCAACGUGCAAUAUCCCGAGGCGUAUUACCCGGCCACACACCCCGACAGGGAACACGACGUCCACAAAAAACUGUACCGCAGCACCUCUGCCUGUUUGUUUUCCUCAACAAAACCACCAGAGAAAAACAAUAAGCUCUGUUGUCCAGGAAAAGGCCAAGACAGGGCUGAGGAAAACCAUUGUCAUCGUGCCAUACAAAGGAGCUUUUCCCUUGAGGUGCCCUACCCUAACACCGGAAUUUCAUGUCACGUUUCAAACCCGAAGCUCUGCAGCCCUUGCUCUCCACAUGUGCACAUUCAUGUGUCUCCAUGCUGCCCGCCAAAGUUGCCCAGCUCUUUUUCUGACGUUAACUCCCGCCAGAGAUUUAACGCACCAAAGAGCUUGGGUCUAAAAGCCCAGACACGUGAUGACUUUCUUGGACAGGUGGAUAUUCCUUUAAAUCAGAUACCGACAGAAAAUCCUAACACAGAAAGGCCAUACACAUUCAAGGAUUUUCUGCUCCACCCACGAAGUCAUAAGUCCAGGGUCAAAGGUCAUCUGCGUCUCAAAAUGACCUACCUGCCAAAAAAUUCAGGCUCAGAGGAAGAACACGCAGAUCAGACUGAAGACAUAGAUCCAAGCUGGGAGCACCUGGAGUCUCAGGACAUGUCCGGUCCCAGGCAAAGCCAGCUGCUGCCUCCUCUGCCCCCUGGCUGGGAGGAGCGGCAAGACAACCUGGGAAGAAUCUAUUAUGUGAAUCAUGAAAGCAGAACCACGCAGUGGCACCGACCCACCGCACAGGACAGUGAAGUGGAAAUUCAAAGAAGGCAGAACAGUAACGUGGAUACGGAGCAAACCUUCAUUACGCGCAGACAGAUCUCAGACCAUGAGGAGAACACCCCGCAUGAGUCUCCUGAGAGCUGGGAGAUAAUUACAGAUGAUGAAUUCACCUCAUUUCACAAUAACAACCAGGUCUCAUCACCUCCAUCCCAAGAGCCUCCAGAGUUCAACGCACUCUGCGACGAGAUCAGGAAUGUUAGCGUUACACGGUCGUCAGCUAGAGAACAGCGCAGCUCGCAGACAAAUCAUGUGAGCAAUUCAAGCCAUUCCAGUCGCAGAGAAAGUGCUCGGUCCUCCGCAAGAGAGGAACAUCCUGUUAAUCCUACGCUGCUUCCGACAUCGGCUGGUCUACCACCAGGCUGGGAGGAAAAGCGCGACAGCAAAGGAAGACGAUACUUUAUCAACCACAACACCAGAACUACCACCUGGGUCCGACCUGUCAUCCAGAGAUCUUCAGAGGCGGCGGCAGCACCACAGACGUCUACAGGUCUAUCUCGAAGCCCCACUCCAUCUGAGCCGCCUGCUCUGCCUGGGGAGUCUCCUCAGCCCACUGUAAGCCCAGAUGCUGCCUUUGAGUCUGGUUCAAUGCCCACUGGCUGGGAAGUUCGAUGCGCUCCUAAUGGAAGGCCCUUUUUCAUCGAUCACAACACAAAGACCACCACAUGGGAAGAUCCUAGGCUAAAGAUUCCUGUGCAGAUGAGGAGGAGGGGCUCGCUUGACCCGGCUGAUCUCGGCCCUUUGCCACCUGGUUGGGAGGAAAGGGUCCACUCUGAUGGAAGGACAUUUUUCAUAGAUCACAACACCAGGAUCACCCAGUGGGAUGAUCCCAGAUUACAGAACUCCGCUAUUACUGGACCGGCCGUGCCUUAUUCUCGAGAUUAUAAACAGAAGUAUGACUACUUCAGAAAGAAGCUGAAGAAGCCGGCCGACAUCCCAAGCCGCUUUGAGAUGAAGCUGAGACGAAACGCAGUGCUGGAGGACUCCUACCGACGCAUUCUCGGAGUGAAGAGGGCAGACCUGCUGAAGGCCCGCCUGUGGGUGGAGUUUGAGGGCGAGAAAGGCUUGGAUUAUGGUGGCCUGGCCAGAGAGUGGUUCUUCCUCAUGUCCAAGGAGAUGUUCAAUCCAUACUACGGGCUGUUUGAGUACUCUGCAACGGACAACUACACACUGCAGAUUAAUCCCAACUCAGGUUUAUGUAACGAGGACCACUUACCCUACUUCAAGUUCAUUGGUCGUGUGGCCGGCAUGGCUGUGUUUCACGGCAAACUCCUAGAUGCUUUCUUCAUUCGACCUUUCUACAAGAUGAUGCUGCAGAAGCCUAUCACCCUGCAGGACAUGGAGUCAGUUGAUAGUGAGUAUUUCAACUCCCUGAAGUGGAUUUUGGAUAAUGACCCAACCGACUUGGAUCUGAGGUUCACCAUAGACGAGGAGCUGUUUGGACAGACUCACCAGCAUGAGCUGAAGCCGGACGGCGCAGAGAUCAUCAUCACCAAUGAGAACAAAAAUGAAUAUAUCCACCUGGUGAUGCAGUGGAGGUUUGUGAACAGAGUACAGAAACAGAUGAGUGCGUUCAAGGAGGGGUUUUUUGAGCUGAUACCACAAGAUUUGAUCAAGAUCUUUGACGAGAAUGAGCUGGAGCUGCUCAUGUGUGGUCUUGGAGACGUGGAUGUGAAUGACUGGAGGGCGAACACCAAAUACAAAAACAGCUACUGUUCUGAUCACGCAGUUAUCCUCUGGUUCUGGAAAACUGUGCUGCUGAUGGAUGCAGAAAAGCGAAUCCGGCUCCUACAGUUUGUGACAGGAACAUCCAGGGUGCCAAUGAAUGGCUUUGCUGAACUCUACGGGUCAAACGGACCGCAGUUAUUUACCAUCGAGCAAUGGGGCACACGAGAUAAACUUCCCAGAGCCCACACAUGUUUCAACCGACUGGACCUUCCUCCUUAUGAGUCCUUUGAGGAACUGAAGGAGAAACUUCACAUUGCUAUUGAAAAUGCACAAGGCUUUGACGGGGUGGAUUAGAGCGUCUGCAGGGAAAAAACAUAGAGCCAUACAGAGGGAUGUGGUGAGAAAACAAGCUGUGCAUCCCACUUGGGUCUUAACCUGCCAACUGUGUGACGCAUGAAGAAACGUGACACGGCCUCCACUUUGGUCCUCAGCUGGGGCAAACAUGAAGAACGAACACUAAAUCUGGAGAGGCAGAGGUACAUUUGCCACUCCCUGUGUUCUCAGGUUUACAAAGCAGGUUUCAUUGCUAUUUGAUUCUAUAUUGUAAUUUGCUCAAAGGUGUAUUUACUCUUAUUUGUUCAUCUCAAAUAGCUAAAUAUUCUAAAAAAUCUGAUUCUGUGAACCUUUAUAAAAAAUUUACUGUGACUGAAUGCUGUUGAACCUUAAAGGACAUCAAUGUGUUUUUAAUCAGAAGCUCUUAUCGUAUCUUUAGAAAGCCAUUGACUUUUGUCUUCACUGCAUAACCACUAUGAGCAGUUUCAAGUGUUAAAACACACCAAUUAAAUGGCAUUGUAAAAAUAUAACCAACUAAAGACAGCACAUUAUGUAGAUUUAAUAUCAUAUAAUCGGAGCAAUGUAGUAAUAUUAUCAAAAUAUUUUCUUUGAGUUGAUAUACCACUGAUUGAGAAGGAUUUAUCCUUUCAGCACCCCUUUAGAGAUUAAACAUUUUUAAAGUUCCAGGGAAACAAAAUAUGUGUCAUUUUAGAAUAUUUUACAUACUGGCAUGCAUAAUGUGUUUGGAAGGCAAGUGCGAUAUGCUAUAACUGUAAAAGUCAUCCUAAAUAAGCAGAUUUUUGCAAGUUUAAAUUUCAUAAGUGUAUUUUCUGUUUCUUACAUUGUUCAUUCAUUGUUCAUUGUACACAGACGCAGUAGAUAAAACAUUCAUGGACCUGACAGUCAUUCAAAGCAGACAAUUUGCAGAUUACUUACAUAUUUGAGUGACUUAAACAAAUUGCUACAAUGUCUAAGUAAUGAUGGUAGUGUUUUACUAAUACCAGGACCAGUAAAGACUAAAUUAAUUAUAUGCUGUAUCUGUGUAUCCCACAGAUAUGGGGUGACUGCAUGAAGUGUUACUGUGUUGACAUUUUAUGUAUACUUGUACUCAUUGGCUCCAGAUAUCUGAAUACCACUUGAUUUUUGUGUUUCUCUGGUAUUACACAAAUAUAUUGUAUAUGCAAAUAUAACUUUGAGGUCUACAGACUCGUAAAGCAUUUGUCACUGAAAUUGUUAUUAACUGUCAUUAAGCAUCAUGUUUUGUUCUUCAUUUGUAAUCUAUAGCUCUUCUUACUCAUGUUCAACUCUGUGUUCUAGAAAAACUGAAUGAAUGUAUAUUCAUUAUGUAUUUUCUGGGUUUUAUCUUAGUAUACAUUUUAUUUAAAAAAGGCUAAUCUUACAAUGUUUGCAUACAACAUGUUGAGUAUUUCUGCUGCCUGUUGUCAGUUUUAAAUCCUAUUAUUUCUUCUACUCAUCAUGGGUGUCAGCACAGUACUCUAUUUUAAGAGUGCAACUUUAAAAUUUGUUUUUUUGGUUCUCAAAAUAUGUACAGAUUAUUGUUUUCAAAGUGAAAAGUCACGUGACACCUUUUUGAAGGCGACACUGAUCAAAAGCAGUGGCUUUAACAUUUUCUGACAGUGGAACAUGUUUACACUAGCUGCCAUGUUUACAGAUUGGCGAGAAAAGGAUGAAUAUAUGGGCUAGUUUCUUGUCUCUGACAACUCUCUUUUCUACUUACGCUUUUAUAAAGUGAAGCACUUUGUUAAUGUUUGAUGAGUCUUACUUCUAAACUGUUUGAAUCUUUGCCAAUCUGUCACCUGUGGACUGUUUAAAUCACUCUUUUAAAACAUGAUUCUAUGCUUCAAGUGCACAUGUGUUUAAAUGUUUACAUGUGAACCUUGCUACAGUAAAAUUUAGCACAUUCUCUUCUUUCCCUUCUAUUUAAAGAUGAAAUAUCAGGGCCUUUUUUCUAAUGUUUCAUAGAAUCCAUCGGUGUUAUUGAUGUUCUAAUCUCUGAACUAUAUAUUGUCUGCUGAGUACAAUGCUUCGGUCAAAGCUAUCAACACCUGUACGUGCAUUACAAAACUCAGUGUACAUGGGCUGUGUGUACAGCAGUCUAAAGGCUGAAAUAAGAUGUUAGAUUAUGAUAUGACUCUUACAGCGCGCCAAAUUAAAUAUAAAUGUAGUGGCAUAAUAAAUGGAUACAAAAGCCAU
Molecule: messenger RNA, 5934 nt
Organism: Menidia menidia (Atlantic silverside)
Lineage: Eukaryota; Metazoa; Chordata; Actinopteri; Atheriniformes; Atherinopsidae
Source: the annotation of a GenBank genome assembly